AUGGGUUCAAACCAAUUGCGAGGAAGUGCAUCCCAGAAACUUUUUUCCCCAGAAGACCAACAAGCCAAGAUCAAUGAGGUGAAAAAGAUUAUAGGUGGUAUUGCUGAUAAGCUACCAGAGUUUUGUUCUGACGAAUCCAUAUCAAGAUACCUAAGAGCAAGAAAUUGGAAUACAAAAAAGGCAGCCAAAAUGUUGAAAGAAACUUUGAAGUGGAGGUUGCAAUCCAAACCAGAGAAAAUUACAUGGGAAGAUGUUGUUGAUGAAGCUGAGACAGGAAAAGUUUACCGUGCCAAUUUCUGUGACAAGAAUGGGAGGAUUGUGCUUAUCAUGAGACCAGGUCUCCAG
This is a messenger RNA of Carica papaya (papaya), 345 nucleotides long. The record is from RefSeq and is a predicted model, not a curated record. Lineage: Eukaryota; Viridiplantae; Streptophyta; Magnoliopsida; Brassicales; Caricaceae.